Molecule: messenger RNA, 4853 nt
Organism: Cololabis saira (Pacific saury)
Lineage: Eukaryota; Metazoa; Chordata; Actinopteri; Beloniformes; Belonidae
Gene: b4galnt3b
Product: beta-1,4-N-acetyl-galactosaminyl transferase 3b
Exons: 20
Coding region: 313-3561 (1082 amino acids)
Cellular component (GO): Golgi cisterna membrane
Molecular function (GO): acetylgalactosaminyltransferase activity
Source: RefSeq, a predicted model, not a curated record
GGCGACUAUAGUAUGAGAUUUCUCACUUCAUUUCGGUCUUUGUGCCGCUUCGCGUGCAGUUAAAUACGAGACGAGAGCAAAAGAGCCGAGCUGUGGAGCAUCAGGGAACUCUUUUUUUUUUUUUUUUUAAUAUUUACAUGCUCGAGGGUGGUCAGGGCAGGACGGGAGAUGGGGUGUUUGUUUGCGGGAUGAGAGCCGCCGGGGGAGCGCUAGGGGUCUGCCUGGGUACCGGUAGUGCGGAGCAGCAGCGGGGUCAGCUCUCACGCUGAUGACCGAGCCGGGGACACGACGUGUUGUGACAAACUCGCCGAGAUGAUUUCUACGUUUUUCCCCCUGAAAAAACUGCGGCGAAACGGCAAAUAUCUCCUGAUCGGGGUGAUUGUGGUGGUCGGAGCUCUGGCCAUCUACAACGGGAACGUCGCCACAAAAGCAAAAGCGUGGAGCGGUAAAAUGGGUGUGAAUCCUUACAGUGAGAGCAGACACUGGAGAGGAGACAUGCUUGACCAAAAGACGAGAAAGGACUAUCAAGCUGACUCUGUGGAUGAUUCAUCUGCUUGGACCUCCAGCUACACUCCACAAAUUUGGAAGCCAGAGUUUCAGGGACGGGCCAAUCUGCAUGUAUUUGAGGACUGGUGUGGCAGUUCCACUUCUGACCUGCGCAAGAACCUGCACUACCCAUUGUACCCACAUUCCAGGACUACGGUGCAGAAACUGGCUGUGUCUCCUCAGUGGACCAACUACGGCCUGAGAAUAUUUGGUUAUUUGCAUCCAUAUAUUGAUGGAGACUUUGUGUUUGCUUUAAGCUCCGAUGACAAUUCUGAACUCUGGCUCAGCGUCGACGACUCCCCUCUCAACUUACACUUGUUGGCAUGGGUUGGAAAGACGGGCACAGAGUGGGCAGCCCCUGGCGAGUUUGAAAAGUAUGCCAGUCAGACCUCCAGACCGGUUAGGCUGUUUGCUCAGAAGAGAUACUUUUUCGAAAUUAUCCACCAGCAAAACGACAGAGGCACCGACCACGUGGAGGUGGCAUGGAAGCUCUUGGACCAGGGCUUGUCGUUUACGGUUAUUGAAUCCCAGCACAUCUCCCUUUAUGUUGAUGAGUCUGCCUUGUUGAUGAGCGAUGUUACCCACAUACCACAGACGGCUGCCAGCCACCAACACACCCCCACGAAGCACCGCGGUGCUGCACCAGACAUGCUAGGAGAAGACCCAAGAGAUUCACUCCACCGAGUUCAUCUGAUAAACAGCAAGUUCCUCCGAGGUGUCCUGCCUGACUGCUUAUACCAACCCACCUACACCAUAAAAGACUUCCCUCUGCUCCGUUAUCAAGGACUGCAGUUUGUCCACAUGUCCUACGUCUACCCAAAUGACUACACCCGGCUCACACACAUGGAGACGGAGAACAGCUGCUUCUACCCUGAGAGCCCUUACUACAUGAAAAUGUUUGGUUUCUCCAGAUACAUGAGAUUAGACCGCGCAGGUACACAGAUGGAAAGAAACACUGGAUUUGGUUUCCAGAGGAGGCAGUCGGUCCUGAACGAGGGAAAGAACUUUGACAACGACGGCUAUGAGACAGAGAAGGAAGUCGGGGCGGAUCGGGUGGAUAAUGCCCUCUUCCCAGACUACGGAGAUGAUUAUGAUGAUUAUAUUCAGAAACGCAAGCGCAAACUCUUCUCUUUCGUCCCUCGAAAGAUAAAUGGCGCAAUGGACAAAUCCUCUGAUGCACAACUGUUCAUGCAGGCGCCUCAGAAGAAGCGUCGGAAAAAGUCUCAAGGAGAGCAAACGAAACCGACGAUGCACUUGCUGCAAAACAGGACCGCGUUAAAGCAUGAGAGCCAGGUUAAAAAAGCAGGCCCAAUAAAAUCAAAAGGAAAGGCAAGACCGGCCAAGAGACUAAAAGUAAAAUUAUCUGGGAGAUCAGGGCAAAUGGAUCCACCAAUGCCGGUUGAUAAAAAGCCGCUUAUAGCCAAGCAAGGCCAAUCUGCUCCAUCACAGCAGCCCAACUCCACCUCGCAUCAGAUACAAAUGUCUCAUUUAAUGAAUCGUAGUCAGAUCCAGAAAAUCAAAGACGAUCUGCUUCAAGAGCCAGACGGGGAUGCUCCGGUGGCUAAAAGAAGCGCAGUAGGAGAUAAGCUGAAGAGUGGAACAAUAAAGGAGGAGCACCUGGACGACACCCAGCAGUUUACCUCUCCAGGAAGAAAUGUCAACCGCUUUGAAGUGAGAUCAAAUCAAGCUGAAACAGAUCCAAGAAAAAGCCUCCAAGAUAAGGAGAUAGAGAUGAAUAUGCCUCUACAACAAGAAAACGACAUCUAUACAACUACGGUGGUUGCUCGUAGGAAAACUAGAAACGGGUGGGAAGAUGUGAGAGGAGAGGAAGAUGUGAGAGGAGAGGAAGAGGAGAUUCACAGGAGCGCUGAGAGCAGAAGAGACGGAGGGGAGGUAGAGGGAGACUCUAUAUGGAGUCAACGGGAAAAUUUUGCCAGUGACGACGAGGAUCUCACUCCAGCACCGGUGUUUGACACUCAGGUCAUCUGGAACCAAACUUUCCAGGUGAACCACCUUGAUCUUCAGGCAUAUCGCUCAGACUGGAUUGACCUGCGCUGCAACGUCUCUGGAAACCUGCUGCUCCACGCCAGGGAUGCUCUGCCCAUAGUCAAGGCUUUCAUGGACCAUCUCAAUGAAAAGCAUCAAGGGUGGUUUACAUUGGUGCGCGUGGUUAACGUGGUGAAGCGCGUGGACGGGGUCCAGGGCAGUCGCUACCUGCUGGAGCUGGAGGUGAAGGAUGCAAACGGCCAGCUGCUGCGCCUGACCCACUACAUCUAUGCUCUGAUUCGCCGCAGCAAAGACCACGGUUUCCAGCAGUCGAAACCUCAGCUGGUUCUGUGUAACCCCGUGGGCUUUGGCUGGAACCCUGUUGCCACCGUGCACUUCAUCGUGCCUGUAAAAAACCAGGCAAGGUGGGUGCAGCAGCUGAUUGCAGACAUGGAGCAACUGUACAAAGAAACUGGAGAUGAGAAUUUCAGCCUCAUAAUCACGGAUUACAACAGCAUUGACAUGGAUGUGAAGAAGGCCCUUGAGAAAUCUCAACUUCCCAACCACCAAUAUGUGAAGCUCAGUGGGAACUUUGAGCGCUCUGCAGGUCUGCAAGCAGGUAUUGAUCUAAUAAAUGAUGACCACAGCAUCGUAUUCCUUUGUGAUCUGCACAUCCACUUCCCUCCUUCAAUUGUUGACACCAUCAGGAAGCAUUGCGUGGAAGGGUACAUGGCUUUUGCUCCUAUAGUCCUCAGGCUGGGCUGUGGCACCACGCCAUUAGAGGCCAGAGGUUACUGGGAGGUCAAUGGAUUUGGCCUGUUGGGAAUCUAUAAAUCAGACCUGGAUGCAAUUGGAGGAAUGAACACCAGGGAAUUCAAAGAGCGCUGGGGAGGGGAAGACUGGGAGCUCCUCGACAGGAUCCUCCAAUCUGGACUUGAAGUGGAGAGAAUUUAUUUGAGGAACUUCUUUCACCACCAUCACUCCAAACGUGGCAUGUGGAACCGGCAGAUGUCAACAGGCCUCAGGUGACCUUGUCACUUGCUGCUGCAAACAUGAUGCAGCCAUGGUUACAGCCAUGGCAACCAGAGCACUUUAAGGACUCCCGUUGUCUCUUAGAAACACCUUCCCACCAGACUUUGCAGCGUCACCAUUCACCCUGGCUUCGUGCUGGUGGUGGAAGCAGUGGACGUUGACUGCUAAAAAGAUACUACUGUUCAUAGUUUAUUUCACUGGAUGUACUGCUGAAUACUACAAAACUACUGUCUGAUCACUGUAAGACUGGACGUGAGACAAUGCUGUGCACCAUGUUGCUGACUGAGUCCCUGAUCUGCACUAGAGGCUGCAAGAAAAAAGGCCAUAUCCAAAGAUGAAACAGAGCUAACAAGGUACAUCCCGGGAAUGUAUCCACAGAAACACACGCGUGUCCCAUAUCAUGAAGAUCAGUUUUGUGCACAGGUUUGAACUUGAACUUUUUCUUUUCUCCUUUUUCAUUAUGACAAAAAAGAAAUGCAUGUAUUUUGUCUGAUUUUUGUGUGUUCGGCAAACACAGCCUUAUUUCUUAAGCUGUACAUCACGGAUCAUGUCAUAUUUAUUGAAUCUGUUUGUUUGUUGGUGUUUUUUCAUUUGAAACUGUACUUGUAUUUCAUUUAUUUCCAGUCACAGACAUGUACCUCCGUUUACCUCCGAAGUGUCCUUCCCUGUUUUGUUCUCAUGUCUGGUCACGAAAAGCCUUAAAUAUGAACAUUUCAUCAUUAUUUCCCUUUUUAGUGUUUUUAGGUCUUUUUUUUUUGUUUUAAAGAAAUGUUCAUUUAAAAUAAAUCAGUUUCAGAAUGACUUUUACUUAUUUUAUUAGACUUGAUGCACGAGCAGAAAUCAUAUGGUAGAAAUAUAUGUUGACACAGGUAUGCUGUGUGUGCAAAAUUUUUAUUUAUCGUUGUUAUUUAAAACAAGGGGAAUGGCAGCAUUUUUCUUACUGUUCGCAUUCCAGUUUAAUAAAUCGUUUUGUCCUUGUCAGUAAUGUGAACCUGAUUAAUGUUGCACUGUCGCUUGUUAUUUGGAAUAAUGAGGAUCAUGUUUUUUUGUUUAUUUUUUUUUUUUAUGAUGAUUUUGUGUUUUAUAAAACUGCAAAAAUGUUGUUUUUUUUUUUUUCCUCACCUCACUUGCAUCCUAUUUUUGAAGAAAAUCAGCUCAAGUCCUCUCUGUGUUUUAUGCUGGAAUCAGCCUGUGUCUUAUUCGAAGGUUCUGGAGUCUCCUCCCUCAGGGACGUGUUACACUGCUUGUCUUGCCUCGACAAAUCUGACAAAUAAAUUUUUCAAAAAAGG